Messenger RNA from Megalops cyprinoides (Indo-Pacific tarpon), 5565 nucleotides. It is a transcript of the gene fbxl3a, whose product is annotated as F-box and leucine-rich repeat protein 3a. Gene Ontology annotation, cellular component: nucleus; SCF ubiquitin ligase complex; cytosol. Bases 267 to 1562 code for a protein of 431 amino acids. The transcript is spliced from 5 exons. The record is from RefSeq and is a predicted model, not a curated record. Gene Ontology annotation, biological process: SCF-dependent proteasomal ubiquitin-dependent protein catabolic process; entrainment of circadian clock by photoperiod; regulation of cell cycle. Gene Ontology annotation, molecular function: protein binding. Lineage: Eukaryota; Metazoa; Chordata; Actinopteri; Elopiformes; Megalopidae.
CAUUUUCAGCGAACUGGGUGUCCUAAACGCAGCGGAGCGCGUAGGAAAUAGGUCACAAGCGCGAUAGGGAAAGACACGGACGGAUCUUCGUCAAAACAAGGAAUCCGUAUUUUUCAAGCGUCAUUUUUUAUAUUUCGCAGCAUUUGAGAGCCUAAUGCGCGUGAUCAGUUGUCCUGCUCGGAUGAGGUUUUCCAGUUGUGCAGGCCCGGGUUGAUGUGAAAGCGAUCGGACUUUUUCACAAGACAGAGUAAACACAGCAAGCCAGAAUGAAGAGGGGUCUAAAAGAAGAUGAGGUAGACAGUUCCACGAGUGGGGGUAUGGAGGAGGCCUCGAAGAGGGUGCGCCCACUGGAAGAGGAUCUCCAGGAUGCAGCCUCCAACUGGGGCUGCCUGCCCCAGGAAAUCCUGCUGCACAUCUUCCAGUACCUGCCCCUGCUGGACCGGGCCUACGCCUCGCAGGUGUGCCGCGGCUGGAACCAGGCCUUCCACAUGCCCGAGCUGUGGAGGUGCUUCGAGUUUGAGCUCAACCAGCCCGCCAGCUCCUACCUGAAGGCCACCCACCCCGACCUCAUCAAGCAGAUCAUCAAGCGGCACUCCAACCACCUGCAGUACGUCAGCUUCAAGGUGGACAGCAGCACCGAAUCCGCAGAGGCAGCCUGCGAUAUCUUGUCCCAGCUGGUGAACUGUUCCCUGAAGACCCUUGGACUCAUUUCCACUGCAAGGCCUAGCUUCAUGGAAUUACCAAAGUCUCAUUUCAUUUCUGCCCUCACGGUGGUGUUUGUCAACUCCAAGUCGCUCUCGUCUCUGAAGAUCGAUGACACCCCGGUGGACGACCCGUCCCUCAAGGUCCUGGUGGCCAACAACAGCGACACGCUCAAACUGCUGAAGAUGAGCAGCUGCCCCCAUGUCUCUCCUGCAGGGAUCCUGUGCGUGGCUGACCAGUGCCACGGCCUGCGGGAGCUGGCCCUCAACUACCACCUGCUGAGCGACGAGCUGCUGCUGGCGCUGUCCUCCGAGAAGCACGUGCACCUGGAGCACCUGCGCAUCGACGUGGUGAGCGAGAACCCGGGCCAGACGCAGUUCCACACCAUCAAGAAGAGCAGCUGGGACGCCAUGGUGCGCCACUCGCCCAAGUUCAACCUGGUCAUGUACUUCUUCCUGUACGAGGACGAGUUCGGCCCCUUCUUCCGCUACGAGAUCCCCGUCACGCACCUCUACUUCGGCCGCUCGGUCAGCAAGGACGUGCUGGGUCGCGUGGGCAUGACGUGCCCGCGGCUGGUGGAGCUGGUGGUGUGCGCCAACGGGCUGCGGCCGCUGGACGAGGAGCUGAUCCGCAUCGCCGAGCGCUGCCAGCAACUGUCCGCCAUCGGGCUGGGCGAGUGCGAGGUCUCCUGCAGCGCCUUCGUGGAGUUCGUCAAGAUGUGCGGCCGCCGCCUCACCCAGCUCUCCAUCAUGGAGGAGGUGCUCAUCCCCGACCACAAGUACACCCUGGACGAGAUCCACUGGGAGGUGUCCAAGCACCUGGGCCGCGUCUGGUUCCCCGACAUGAUGCCCACCUGGUAAAGCCACCAGCCCCUCAGACCCCUCCCCCCCCCCCCCCACACCCUUCUCCCCUUCCUCUCAUCACAGCUGCCCAGCACGAGAGACUGGCGAUCUCCUUUUGGCACUCGCGGAAAGGACAAUCACUACAGAGAGCAUGAAGGGCAGAAAGCAAACUGGUGUUUUUAUACCUUUGUAAAUGUGGUCCAUGGCCAUUCGUGGUCUGAUGAUACUUUCCCCGUCACAGAAAGUCUGAUAAUGAGGUGUUUAUACAUUUGUUUAGAAACUCAGAGUUUGCACCUCCUUUUCUUGACGUUGUGGAGUUAAAGUGGGGUUAAGCCAGAAAGCGGCACCACAAUGUUGGCAUGUGUGGUACCCCGACACUACCAUGUUAAGGAAUAGGGUUCAAGACUGGAAUGCCAUUUCAGAAUGAAGACCCGGGUGUUUUUGUUUUGGAUGAAAUCGUCACAUUGCAAUAUAAAUAUACCGUUUUGGUCAAAGUGUAUGUUAAAAGACUGUCAUAAACCAAGUAGUUCUGAUUACAAACAUGUCUGAUUUGCAAACUGAGUGAAAUUUUGUCGAUACAUUCAGUUUAGUCUCACUGUAUACAUUGUGUAUAGAAGAUUUCUUUAUUAUUGAAAUGAGGGUCAAUAAGCUUGUAAAAUAUUUCUCCAGGGGUGUUUUCAGUAGUGGAUCCCAGAUUUUUCAUAGCAUCUCAAUUCCCCACAAAGGUGAGAAAGAGGGCAAGCCAGUACAUCACAAACCUCCCGCCGUAAAUCACAAAUGUGUUUGUCCCUUUGGUCAUCCUUGGUUUGGAAGUGCUUUUCCAUGCGUAUGGCUGUGUGUGGUUUUGCUUAAGCUGUCUCUCACCGCACGCUCAGAGUGUUGUACUGUACCAUUCUGAUCACCGUGUGCGGGCAGCUCUGCAUGCAUUCGUCCUGUAAAAUUUCAUGUACAGUAUGAGUCCUGAGCAUAACCUAACACUGGUCUGUCUCCUCCAUCUCAAAGAAAGCUUAAAUGAAGUCAUGUCGUGGGUGAAAGGUGUCCGUUUUGUUGUCAUGAGCCAGCAUUUCUUUUCUCUCCUAGUAUACAUAGUUCAAACGUGGCCAUGUUCUUGACUCAGUUUGGAGGGGAAGGGUGAUUCCGGAUGCUUGACGUUAAGUGUUAAUCUUGGUGUGGGAAAUUUAAGAUUAGUAAGCUAAUUGCAACAUUUACAUUAUUUUCUUGUCAAAUUUCUUAUAACAGUAAUGGUGGAGAUGUAUAAAAGUUUAAAAACCCAGGUUUAUAUGUGGUAUACAUAAGAAUUAUGAUGUUUAUAUAGAACUAUAGCACCUUAUAUCUAUACCAAAAUUAUGAGUAGUGUACUUAAUAAUAAUGAGUAAAGAUUCAAAGUAAAAAAAAAUAUUUUUAUAUUUUUUUACUGAUCCUUUAAUCUGUGAAUUUUUUUUUUUGGGGGGGUUCUUUUUUCCAGAUGCUUAUUAGAGUGAAAGAAAAGUGAGGGUCUGGUAGGCCAUGAACAUUGUUUGUGGACUUCUUUGUUGUCUUUAGAACUGAUUCCAUUUAGCGAGAUGAAUCUACCGGCAGAGAAACGGCACCAUAAAGCAAUAAAAUGAUAAAAACAAAAAUGUUUUGAUACUGAGCGCCAUUGUAGUGGCUGAGCGUGGAAAGGGAAGGUGGGGCUUUAGUGGUCCUCUGCAGCUGUGCCCACAGAGGGGAUUGGUUUUGCUACCAUAUUAGCAGUCAGCUAAGCAAGAGGAAGAGAGAGAGACAGUGACAGCAUACAGGAUGAUUUAAUGCAUCUGGAGAUGCAUUAGGAGAGGCAGAUGUGUGUUUCCAGGCGCUAGGUGAGAGUAGUUUAGCCAUUUUUUUUAAAAUCAGAGUUUUCAGUUAAUAUCCACUCUACCCCUUAUCUAUCUAUUCCGGAUUACUUUCUCUCCACUUACACUUGGCUGGUGUUAAUGUGGCCCCACAGCGUGGACGAGAGCAGAAGAAGGAUUUGAGAAAAGAACUGGCACUUCAUUUCUAAGUCAGUGUCUUUUGGCUUUGAGUUGGAGGAAACAAAUUUUACAAAUUUUCCUUUAAGAAGGAAGUCCCCUCUCUUUUGUAUAUAAAAUGCUGUGUGUUUGAAGAUAUACAUAGAAAUGUACUUAUUUCUUUACAGCAGACUUGCUACCAGUUUGAGUCAAGGUUGGGGUCGAUUCCAAAUUCCAGAUUGAAGUUUAUGUGGUCAAUUCCAGUUUGUCUGUAACGAAGUGUGGAAUUCUGAAUCAAACUGGAAUGCCAGAUUUUGGAAAUCAGAUUUCAAUUGAGCUUGACGUUGUGAAGGAAAUUGAAAUGUCAGUUUAAUGCAAAUUCAGGCAAUGUUACCUAAAGUAUUGUUGCACUGCAAUAAUUAAAAACAUUUGAUUCCCCAUCACUCCUAGUUAGUAAUGCCCUUUAUGAAUAGAAUUGGAUACUGGUUAAAGGAUCGAUAGUGUUUACAGAGGACUAUUAACCCAUUAAUGUCUGUUUGCUAAAGACACCACAAAUAUCUACCUUUAGAAGUGAACCCUAAUUUAGUGUAAAUGCAGUAGAUUAUCUGAGGAUUAAUUAGUUUCUGGACUCUUAAAGUAAGAAAGUGGAUACCCUUGCUAAUCAUUAGCAAUUUGAAAUCUGUAUACAGAAAUUGUAAUAUGCCUUCUUGGGUUCCAAAUAUCCAAACGUUCAUAGGUCUGCACUGCAGGGGUGAACAUGAACUAAUACAAAAAUUGAACAACUUUAUAACAAUGCCAAAGCUCUGCUUAAAUUGCAUAAUUCUGUUAGUUAGAAUCAAGGUGGGAUUCGGCUAGGUUAAACUGGAACUGUGGAAGUGGAAUUAAUGAGAAAUGAAUUGCAGUGGAAUUAAAUGGAUGUAGAAAAGGAACUGAGUUAAAACUGAAUAUAUGGAGUUGACCCAAACUUUGGUUUGAAGUUUCUCCCCCAAUAUCCUGUCUUUUAUACGAGAGGGCGGUAAUAAUCUGUUGCCAUUUUCAUUUCCCUUUUAACUCUAUUUGAUUAUCCUUGUAAUUUAUUGACAGAAAACUGCUUUUGUAUUAAUUGGUGGUCUAAUGAUUGUUUUGUGUAUAACUUUUAAGUUACAGUGUAUGAGCAUUGAGUCUUGAUGUAGAUGUGACUGCAUCUAACAAAAAAGUUAUGGUAGCCCAUAUGUUUUCAGUUAAACAAGUGUGUAGCCAUUUAUUGAGUUACUACUCUGUAUAGACUUCCUUAUAACCUUCACUCUGCAGUUCUUAAUCCUGAUUCAGCUCUUUAAUAGUAACUAGCUGUCAUCCUCUGCACAGUUACGAGCUGAGGUGAAAACUGUCCACCCAGCAGUCAUGCUAUAUAAAUUGUCUGAGACUGAAUUCGUCUGAUUGAUUAUUUGACAUGGGAGUUGGAAACAUUUUUGAUGCUGCGCUCUGAUGCGGCUUAACAUUUUUAUCAGACUGAUGCAAAUCAGAGAAAGAAGUACGAGAGAGAGCACUGCUUUAAACUGGUAGACUUCUGCAGUGACAAACACAAAAAAAAACAAACUGAAUUUCUAGAGGCCUCUGACCUUGUCUUACUCUUAAAAAAAAAAAACAACAAAAACAUAUCGUCAGUUACUUUUACACACAUACACACGUUAGUGGCUUCUAGCAUUAGUUUUCCAUCAAUCAUGUUCUAUUUAAGUGAUCCUAAUAUUCAAAUCAAAAUUGGGGAAAAUAUGGAUUUGCAGUGUUAGCAAUGCUUCCCUCUGCACUUUAUUUAGAAAUGUAUUUCGUAAAUGUAUAUAGUAUUCAGAUCAAUUGUUUCCUCUAUGAAAUGCUCUCUGAUUUCCCUGCCGUAAGUUAAGAGUAAUGUAUGCUGGUAUUGAAGCUAGUCUGUUUUUUUCAGGCUUAAUUUUCUGUCCUCUCACUUUGGCUUCAGUAUGGCAAAGGCUUCAUGUAUUUUACUAAAUAGUGUUGUGUCCUGAAACCGAAAACCAAUGUUGUGGAAAUGCUUUUUUUGGAAUAAAUUUUUGUGAAUGUAA